AUGGUGAUCUUGUCCAAAGGUUCAUCCUUAAUUGAGACCGCAGAGUUCAUGAGAAACACCUUUAUCGCCGACCCCAAGCGCUUCACACCAUUGUCGACACACAAAUAUAACACCCAUAUUCUGAGGAGUAUGAAGAAUGGGCGAGCGCAGAUGCAUAAGGCGGCACGCGGCGCAGAGGUCCUCGCGGGUACGACACAGGUCAAAUCGCUGGGUCUGUGGUGGCUCCGAAGAGAUCUCCGUACGGCAGACAACGAGGCCCUGACCGGCGCCUGCCGCCAGGCUGACGCGGUGCUGCCCGUCUUCUGUUUCGACCCGCGUGCCGUACAGCCCCGACGGGAGGCGCCUGAGGGGCUGGGAGUGCCCAAACUGGGGCCUCUGCGAUGCAG
This is a messenger RNA of Volvox carteri f. nagariensis, 386 nucleotides long. RefSeq lists its product as uncharacterized. Lineage: Eukaryota; Viridiplantae; Chlorophyta; Chlorophyceae; Chlamydomonadales; Volvocaceae. The annotation marks the transcript as partial. The record is from RefSeq and is a predicted model, not a curated record. The transcript is spliced from 2 exons.